This is a messenger RNA of Manihot esculenta (cassava), 302 nucleotides long. Its product is annotated as proteinase inhibitor-like. The record is from RefSeq and is a predicted model, not a curated record. Lineage: Eukaryota; Viridiplantae; Streptophyta; Magnoliopsida; Malpighiales; Euphorbiaceae. Gene Ontology annotation, biological process: response to wounding. Bases 29 to 253 code for a protein of 74 amino acids. Gene Ontology annotation, molecular function: serine-type endopeptidase inhibitor activity. The transcript has 2 exons.
AAUUUGUAGAUUUCAGUAAGGAAGAAAGAUGGAGAGGAGAAUGGCGAGAAUAUGUCCCGCAGGUAAGCAUGCCUGGCCAGAGCUUGUUGGAAAAGAUGGGAAAUAUGCAGCAGCUAUUAUAGAAAAAGAGAACAAUGUGAAAGCAAUCGUGGUCAAGGUUGGAACAUAUGUGCCAAAAGAUUUCGUGUGCUACAGGGUCUGGGUUUGGGUGGAUGAAAAUAAUGUGGUCAUUCGAACUCCUAUGGUGGCUUAAACAAUAAACGUCAUAUAAUAUGAAAUAAAAAGUCUUUGUACUUUGAGAC